AAAGCUUUGCGCACCACACUUUCUCUCAGAAGCCAUGGCUUUUGCAGCUCCCCUCGUCGUCCCUCUUCGCCUCCGUCUCGCCGGUCUCGCCCGCUUCAUCGCUUCCCGCCUCCUGUCUCCGUCGCUCCUCGCCGUCUCCUCGCUCGGACCGUAAAGUCUCCGACCGUCGGGCGCCGCCGUCCCGCCAUGGGCUAUCUCUCCUGCAGCGGCGAGACCGCCGUGGCCACGUGCGACCCCUACAACUGGGACUGCAAGAGGACCGCCACCGCCACCGCCACCGCUGCAAAGCACAAGCCCAACAAGCCUGCGAAGAAGAAGAAGAUUCGCAAGUUCUCCUACUGCGACCUCGUGAAGGCCACCGAUGCGUUCUCCGCCGAGAGCUUCCUCGGGAGAGGCAGCCACGGCAGCGUCUAUCGCGCCGUCCUCGACGACGGCAAGCUCGUCGCCGCCGUCAAGAGGACCAAGAUACCCUCGAGCGCAUCGGCGGCCGCGAUGACGACCAACCACAAUCUCAAUCUCAUCUUCAACGACGGAAACAACAACAACAACAACGCGAGCCCGGCAGAGAACGAGAUUGAGAUCCUGUCCCGGGUCCACAGCCCGAGGCUCGUCAACCUCAUCGGCUUCUGCGACGACGUGUCGGACGGCCUGCUCUAUCUCGUCGUCGAGUUCAUGCCGAACGGGUCGCUGUACGACCUGCUCCACCGGAGCUCCAGGCUGCCCGGAUGGACGCGGCGGAUCCGGUUCGCGCUCCAGGUGGCGAAGGCGGUCCUGUGCCUGCACUCGGCGGACCCGCCGGUGAUCCACCGGGACAUCAAGUCGUCCAACGUACUGAUCGACGGCGGGUCGAACGCGAGGCUGGGCGACUUCGGGCUCGCUCUGAGGGGACACGUGGAGGACGUGCGGGCCAGGUGCACCCCUCCGGCGGGGACGUUGGGCUACCUCGACCCGGGCUACCUCCUGCCGUCCGAUCUCAGCGCCAAGAGCGACGUGUUCAGCUUCGGGAUUUUGCUGCUCGAGAUCGUCAGCGGCAGGAACGCAAUCGACGUCAACUUCAGCCCCCCUUCCAUAGUCGACUGGGCGGUGCCCCUGAUCAGACGACGCGCGUUCGACGCGAUCUGGGACGACCGGAUCGACCCGCCGGCGGACCCCGCGGCGGUGAGAAGCGUGGCGGCGCUGGCGGCGAGGUGCGUCAAGGGGAGCGCGCGGAGGCGGCCGGAGAUGGCCGAGGUGGUGGAGGUGCUGAGAGAGGCGAGCAGGAGGGCCCGCGCGUGGAGGAGCUGGGGGCGGAGGCGGGCGGCGGGGACGAGCGCGGGCGCCGACGCCGCCGCGGCGGGGGCGAUGAGAUGGCGAAGGCGAUGAGGAGGCUCGGGAGCGGGAGGAGGAACAGCAAGGUAUCCAGCGUCCCGACCGCGGAGUGCGGGAGCGAGGGAUCCGGCGUCGCCAGCGUCGGCCAAAAAACCGUCGCGGUCGGCUCGGGCGUGCACGUGGUGCGGUCGAGGUCGGUGGGAUCGUACGGCGAGAUCUGGGCGGCCAGCAGAAAGCCGCCGCCGCCGCCGCCGCCGCCGCCCAAUCAUGGGUCGGCGGCGAAGCGGGCGGUGAGGGCGGGGCUGAGAAAGUCGAGGUCCAUGGGGGUCAUGCAGAGCCGCCGCGCCGGGUACCGCGACCUCCAGGGCAGCGACGACGAGGCGACGACCUCGCGCGACGGGGGAACCGAAGCCGACAGGGCUGUCGCCAAGGAAAGCGAGGGCUCCAACGAAUCGGAGAGGAAGUUGCUCGAAAGGCCGCCCGCGCAGUUGUAAGAAAAUAAAAAUAAAAAAAGAAGGGAAAAAAAAAAAACUCAAAGCCUUUGAAAAAGAAAAUUACAUUUUUAAUUCAAAGAAAUUACAAAAAAAAAGGGGGAUUGGAGUUUCGACGUGUUUCAUUUGGGGAAUUCCUAGGUGGGCGGCGAUGAGAGAUGCGAUUUCGGUCGAUGGAGGGAACCGAGAUCAUUCGAAAAGUCAAAGGGAGGAAGGAAGAAAAUAAAAAGUCAGCAGAAAUUGGUUGUGGAGUUUGAAUCAAUUUAUUGGUCUCUUGAAUUGAUGGGUUUUUUUUUUUUUU
Molecule: messenger RNA, 2100 nt
Organism: Eucalyptus grandis
Lineage: Eukaryota; Viridiplantae; Streptophyta; Magnoliopsida; Myrtales; Myrtaceae
Product: serine/threonine-protein kinase-like protein At1g28390
Exons: 1
Coding region: 187-1362 (391 amino acids)
Biological process (GO): protein phosphorylation
Molecular function (GO): ATP binding; protein serine/threonine kinase activity
Source: RefSeq, a predicted model, not a curated record